Messenger RNA from Danio rerio (zebrafish), 1865 nucleotides. The record is from RefSeq and is a predicted model, not a curated record. NCBI's taxonomy places the organism in Eukaryota, Metazoa, Chordata, Actinopteri, Cypriniformes, Danionidae.
AUGUCUCAGUUUAACACCAGAGUGACGUUAGAGAAAAAGGAGUCAGACAAGAAAACACUUCCCCAGCCUAGAUCUUCUUUAAAAGCCAGACGUGAAGAAAGAAAAGAGAAAGAAGCUGUAAAUCUCAUCACACCCUCAGCUCUGAAGAGCAACAGAGAACAAAACUCAACCACGCCCACUUUUAGAAGACCUCCCCCUGUUGAGUCCCUUAUUGACCCAGAGCUCCGCCCAUUUUUGCUGACCACCCACUGCGAUGCCCUCUUCAUGUCACUGCGAGGACUCAAGUCGGAGGGGCUUCUGUUGGACUGCAGUUUAAAUCUCCCAGGCCAUGCCUACAAGGCUCACAGAUUAGUGCUGGCUGUUGUCAGUCAGACUGCGGAGGCAUGGCCGUUUUCUGGAGAGGCGGGGCUUCAGGAGCUGGCUAUUGAUGGAGGAACGGUGACUCCUGCUGGACUAGAGGCUGUACUGGACUUCUGCUACACUGGAGAAAUGAACAGAGGAGAAACUGAGGAACUGCUGGACGCCUGCAGGAGUUUGAGGGCUGAUAGACUGCUGAGACUGUGUGGAGGAGAUACAGUGUCAUUCAGUGCGAGAGAAGAGAGGGAGAGGAGUUUGCAGCUCAUCCGAGCACUGUGGGAGAGGAAUGUUGGCUGUGAUGUCAUCAUACAGACUGACAGUGGUGACCGUUUGCCUGCUCAUUGUGUCAUAUUAGCGGCCGGUGCGGACUACUUUCGUGCUCUGUUCUGCGGAGGGUUACGUGAGUCUAGAGCAGAAGUGGUGUUUCUGCGUGGCGUUUCAUCCUGGAUUCUGCGGGAUCUACUGGAGUUCAUCUACUCCGGCCGGCUGAAACUGAGCAGCACAAACGUGUGGGAUCUGACAGAAGCUGCGGCACAGUUUCAGCUGCAGGGGGCGCUGGAGCUCUGCUUAAACUUUCUGCGGGACAACAUGGACGAAAACUCCUGCCUGGACAUUCUGGCUCUGGCUGAAGCCUACAGUCUGGAGGAUCUGGCCAAACGGGCAGAGGAUUAUGUUUUAGCCCACUUUCAGAGGGUCUCGGAGGGGGAAAAGUUUAAUGAUCUGCCCUGCAUUCAGCUGAAGCGCUUCCUGGACAGAGACGCACUCAAUGCAGACAGUGAGAUAGACGUGUUCAGAGCUGUGGUGAACUGGGUCCAGGAGGACAAACAGCACAGACUGUCUGAUCUCUCAGGGUUGAUGCAGAGCGUUCGCUUUCCUCUCAUGAGGCCUGAGGAGCUGCAGGAGGUGCAGGAGUGUAAGCUGAUGCUCAGAUGUGCCGAAGGAAAAACAGCUCUGGAUGUUGUGAGGAAUCUUCUGUGUGAUGAUCGGAGAUCCAUGGACUGCAAGCCGCGCACACCGAAUCAGGUUCUGGUGAUUGUUGGUGGAGAUUGUGUGAAUGAGGAUUUCGAACGCAGAGAGCCGAACCUCUGCCUGUGGUUUGCCUGUCGGUUUGUGCGUGGAGAAGGCCUCAAGUGCUCUAUCGAGUGGAAACCUUUGGCACAUCUUCCUGAACCGCCACGUUUUCGCCACUGCGUAUGCGUCCUCAACAACACACUCUACAUCCUUGGGGGACGCAAAUACUACGGUGCCCUGGACAUCCUGAAGAGCGCUCUGAGGUGAGAGUGAAGACUAUCGAGACGCAAAAUCCACUCAUAUUAGUAUGAAUGGUAAAAUUGCAAUGCUCAAUAUAGCUGCCCUAGCAAAGUAAUGCCUCGUUUCCACUGAGUGGUACAGUAUAGCUCAGUAUGGGUCACCUUUAUCAGCAUUGCGUCUCCACUGUAUUCCCAAGAAACUGCUACUACAGGCAACAGGCAAAUUACCUAUUUCUGACAUGGAGAGGAAGUGACGAA